AUGACCGACGCGCGGAGUCAGGACGGGCCGGCGGGAGAGGCCGCCCCCUCCGCCGAGCACCCCUCCGCGGACGGCACGGUGGAGCUGAAGCGGAAGAUCACGCUGCUGAACGGCGUAACCAUCAUCGUGGGCACCAUCAUCGGCUCCGGCAUCUUCGUGUCCCCGAAAGGCGUGCUGGAGAACGCGGGGUCCGUGGGGCUGGCUCUGCUGGUCUGGGCGCUGUGCGGAGUGUUCUCCACCGUGGGCGCGCUGUGUUACGCCGAGCUGGGAACCUGCAUCACCAAGUCAGGCGGGGAUUACGCCUACAUCCUGCAGGUGUUCGGCCCGCUGCCCGCCUUCCUCAGGCUGUGGAUAGCGCUUCUUAUCAUCAGACCGACGUCCCAGGCCAUAGUCGCCCUGACGUUUGCGGAGUACAUCUGUCAGCCCUUCUUCCCCGGAUGUAGCCCUCCUGAGGCUGCAGUGCGCAUGCUCGCAGCGGUCUGUCUCACUGUCCUGACGGCGAUUAACUGCGGGAAGGUGCGGUGGGCCACGCGGGUGAUGGACCUGUUCACCGCCGCCAAGCUGCUCGCGCUGGCCCUCAUCAUCGGCCUCGGGAUCAUGCAGCUCGCAAAGGGUGAGACGCAGCACCUGCAGCCCGCCACGUCGUUCCGCGGCACGUCAGGCUCCGUGGGCGGCAUCGCGCUCGCCUUCUACUCAGGACUCUUCGCCUACGGAGGCUGGAACUACCUGAACUUCGUGACGGAGGAAAUGAAGAACCCGUACAGGAACCUGCCGCGGGCCAUCAUGAUCUCCCUGCCGCUGGUGACGAUAGUGUACAUCCUGGCUAACGUGGCGUACUUCACCACUCUGUCUCCGGACGAGCUGCUCAAGUCUAACGCCGUGGCCGUGACGUACGGAGACCGGCUACUCGGCGCGGCGAACUGGAUCAUUCCCGUUUUCGUCGCCAUGUCGACUUUCGGGGGCGUCAACGGCUCGCUCUUCACGUCAUCACGAUUGUUCUUCGUGGGAGCGCGUGAGGGUCACCUGCCCGACAUCCUGGCCAUGAUCCACGUCAGACGAUUCACUCCGGUCCCCUCUCUCAUCUUCACUUGCCUGAUGUCGCUGCUGAUGCUGGUAUCCGGCGACAUGUUCGACCUCAUCAACUACUUCAGCUUCUUCAACUGGCUGUGUGUGGGGAUCGCCAUCAUCGGGCAGCUCAUUCUGCGCGUCAUGAAACCUGACAUGCCCCGUCCUGUCAAGGUACACCUCGCCCUGCCCAUCUUCUUCGUGCUGGCCUGCAUGUUCCUGGUGAUCGUGUCGAUCUACGAGACGCCCGUGCAGUGCCUGGUGGGCUUCGGCAUCAUCCUGUCGGGGCUGCCCGUCUACUUCGUCGGCGUCUGGUGGAAGGCGAAGCCGAAGUGGCUCGUGGAGGGACUCGACUCAGUGACGCGAGUCUUACAGAAAACCCUGGAGGUCAUGCCCGAGGAGCAGGCCACCGACCUCUCAGGGUCACGGGAAGGCGGGAAAAUCCCCGCGAAGGUCCCGGAUGUUGCAGACGACCCUGACGAGGAGCCGGUUCAAAAUGGCGGCCAGGCGGCGGACGGAAAUGACGUCACGACGCAGAACGUGCUCAACCGGAAGGCCAGUAGGAAAGGAAAGGAAGAUACGGAUGCUGACGACGACGUUUUUCAGAAAAUCGAAACCUAGAUCUUGAUUGCAGCAGCGCUUGUUGUGUGAUUGUCACCAUAGUUUUUCCUUCGGCCUUUCCUGCUGUACACUCUCAGUACUUAGCUAUUGUAUUCAGAACCGUUAUUAUCUAGUUUUAUGCCUGAAUUGUAGGCUAAGGCACGGUUCUGGAUAGUCUCCACGUAUCCAAGAAUGUAGAUUUGCCACCCCAGACACGGUUCUGGAUACAUGUGGACUAUCGCAGAGCCGUGCAUGAGCAUGUUUCUGGAUCAAGCACGGUUCUGCAUACAACA
This is a messenger RNA of Branchiostoma belcheri (Belcher's lancelet), 1958 nucleotides long. RefSeq names its product large neutral amino acids transporter small subunit 1-like. Gene Ontology annotation, cellular component: membrane. Bases 1 to 1686 code for a protein of 561 amino acids. Gene Ontology annotation, biological process: neutral amino acid transport; amino acid transmembrane transport. The record is from RefSeq and is a predicted model, not a curated record. Gene Ontology annotation, molecular function: L-amino acid transmembrane transporter activity; neutral L-amino acid transmembrane transporter activity. The transcript has 12 exons. Lineage: Eukaryota; Metazoa; Chordata; Leptocardii; Amphioxiformes; Branchiostomatidae.